GAGUACGGCUGGUACGGCGCUGCGGCUGGGUCCAUCUCUACUCUCCUGGCGAGAGUCCGUCUCCUAAGGGCAGAGUUUUAAAUCGCGUUCAACUAAAACCCUCGCGUCGCCGUGGCUGCCUGAAAGAUUGGCGACAAUGAUCGUCACCUUAAAGACGUUACAGCAGCAGACGUUCAAAAUUGAAGUGGACCCGUCAGAAACGGUGAAAGUAUUUAAAGAAAGGAUAGAAGAGAAAAAGGGCAAGGACUACCCUGCACAAUGCCAGAAACUAAUAUAUGCAGGCAAAAUCCUCAGCGAUGACUCCAAAAUGAGCGAGUAUGACAUUGACGAAAAGAAGUUUGUGGUCAUCAUGGUCACCAAGCCCAAACAGUCGAUUGAUGCGACGGCCACGACACCGGGGCCUGGUGCGACAUCAACGGUGGCAUCUGCGGGGAUGGCAAGCGGCACCGCCACACCUGCGGCUGUGGCAGCGACUGGAAAGCCGGCUGCAGAAGCGCAAAAGCCUGCGGAGGCCCCCAGCGGCGCCUCCAAAAGUCCAACGCAGUCACCGACGCAUUCUGCGGCAACCACACCUACCUCACGGCCAACAGCCGAGACUGGUGGCACGGGCCUGGCGAUGGCGGCCUCGGCGCUGGUGAUGGGCGACGAGUACGAGCGCAUGGUGCAGCAGAUCAUGGAGAUGGGCUACGAGCGGCCGCAGGUGGAGAGGGCCCUGCGCGCCAGCUUCAACAACCCCGACCGGGCCGUUGAGUACCUCCUGACGGGCAUACCCCCGUCGCAGCAGGACCCAGCGGAAGAGAGCCACGGUGCUGCGGAAGAGUCUGAGGGCACCCCUAGGAGUGUGCCGAGUGACACGGCCAUGUCGUCGCCACAGUCGCAGCAUGGCACCGGCGGUGGUGGUGGUGGUGGGACCCCGAGCGGGCCACUGCUUGAUGCCUUGGCCGCAGAGGGCGCCGGUGGCAACCCUGAAGACCCGCUGGCCUUCCUUCGGUUCCAGCCACAGUUUCAGCAGAUGCGGCAGGUGAUUCAGCAGAACCCGCAGCUGCUCAACGCAGUGUUGCAGCAGCUUGGCCAGUCUAACCCCCAGCUCCUGCAGCUCAUCUCGAGGAACCAGGAGGCGUUUGUGCGAAUGCUGAACGAGCCAAGUCCGCCACCGGGUGCAGCAAGCCAGGGCAGUGGUGGUGGUGGUGCGCCAGGUGGUGGCCUUGCAGGCCUUGGUAGCGGAGGAGCACCCAUCGAAGUCAACUACGGCCAGGUCACGCCACAGGACAAAGAGGCCAUCGAGAGGCUGAAGGCGUUGGGCUUUCCAGAGUACCUGGUCGUGCAAGCCUACUUCGCCUGCGAUAAAAAUGAGAACCUGGCUGCCAACUUCCUGCUCUCGCAAAACUACGACGACUGACGCCUCUCGACGCCGUGCCUUAAGCCCUCCUAUACCACAGACCUCCGUUCGAAGCCGCGGGUCCCCCACUCGACCCCAUCCUCGGUUUUCUGCUCGCCUGACAUAAAAAUAUGAAAACAAAUCAAAUGAGGAAAACAAAGUGACAACUCGGGUGUUCGUGCGUUCGAGACAGCUUCUUUGCGCCUUUUCGUGUUUCACUUUUUAACGGGGGGUAUUUAAAGGAUGAGAGCGUAAGGGGACAAUAAAAUUUAAAAAAAGAAAAGGUAACGAGCAGAAAUCUUACAACCACCCACGUGACCGAAGGCGACGGCCUACCUGUUUUGACGUCACCGGCGCUUCGCGUGACGUCAUCGGUCGCUGUUUCCGGGCGGUCCACGAGCAGCUGCUGCUUCGACGGUCGGUUUCCUUUUGUUUUGCUUUUUUUUUUUCUUUGGGAGUAAGGGCGUGUGUUUGUGUUGAUACAUAUUUUUUUUUCUGUACAGGAUAAGUUUGCAUUAAAUGAAGUGCAAGAAUGGUUGUAAUUGAGAGAGAGAUAAAAAAAAAAUACUGGCAAUAUGCGGUGGUAUUCGCGCAGUGUUUUGCGGUCUGGGCGAAUUGCACUGCGGGUUUGCCGAAUGCUUGCUGUUCCUGUACGCGGUUUAUAGCGUGUUGAAAAUAAAUGACUCAUUCGCAACGACAA
Messenger RNA from Dermacentor andersoni, 2078 nucleotides. Its product is annotated as UV excision repair protein RAD23 homolog A-like. The record is from RefSeq and is a predicted model, not a curated record. Lineage: Eukaryota; Metazoa; Arthropoda; Arachnida; Ixodida; Ixodidae. Gene Ontology annotation, molecular function: proteasome binding; polyubiquitin modification-dependent protein binding; damaged DNA binding. Gene Ontology annotation, cellular component: cytosol; nucleoplasm. Gene Ontology annotation, biological process: proteasome-mediated ubiquitin-dependent protein catabolic process; nucleotide-excision repair.